Messenger RNA from Tripterygium wilfordii, 1242 nucleotides. Its product is annotated as glyoxylate/hydroxypyruvate reductase HPR3-like. The transcript is spliced from 2 exons. Gene Ontology annotation, cellular component: cytosol. Gene Ontology annotation, molecular function: NAD binding; glyoxylate reductase (NADPH) activity; hydroxypyruvate reductase [NAD(P)H] activity. Bases 71 to 1063 code for a protein of 330 amino acids. Lineage: Eukaryota; Viridiplantae; Streptophyta; Magnoliopsida; Celastrales; Celastraceae. The record is from RefSeq and is a predicted model, not a curated record.
ACAGUACGAUACUGAACAAGAAACAACUCAGCAAGCUUUGGUCCUCCGAGGUCAACCAUCCGCUUCAUCGAUGGCGUCUCAGCAAAACUGUACAGAGCCAAAUCGGGAGGACCUUCCUUUAGUUCUGCUGCACUACCAACCACCAUUUGAUAUCCAUAUCUUUAAACACCAUCUACGGCCUUACUUCCGUCUUCUCGACCCAUCCGAGUUACCGGAACCCACCAACCCCUUCUCCAGCCGCGCAAAAUCUCUACGUGCUCUCGUCAGCGUUGGUAUCUUCCCUGUCACCCGUGAAACCCUCUCCCUUCUACCUUCUCUUGAACUCGUUGUGGGCUCCAGUGCCGGCGUCAACCACAUUGACCUGCAGGAGUGCCGCCGCCGUGGUAUUGCUGUCACCAACACCGGCCCUGCCUUUUGUGAGGACGCGGCCGAUUAUGCGGUGGCACUGUUAAUUGAUGUUCUAAGAAGACUAUCGGCCUGUGACCGAUACGUCCGAGAUGGGUUGUGGCCUGAAAAGGGAGACUAUCCGCUUGCUUUGAAGUUGGGGGGGAAGCGAGUCGGAAUUGUGGGGCUGGGAAAUAUUGGUUCUGAAGUUGCAAAAAGGCUUCUAGCUUUUGGAUGCAGCAUUGCCUACAACUCGAGGAGGAAGAAGGAUUCUGUUUCAUUCCCCUACUACGCCAACGUUAGUGACCUUGCAACAAACAGUGAUGUUCUCAUCCUUUGUUGUCCACUGACGGAUGAAACACGCCAUAUGAUCAAUAAGGAUGCCAUGAAUGCACUGGGAAAGGAAGGAGUCAUAAUCAACAUCGGACGUGGGGCUCUAGUAGAUGAGAAGGAACUGGUGCAGUUCCUGGUUAAUGGGGAUAUCCGUGGUGCAGGUCUUGAUGUGUUUGAGAAUGAGCCUCAUGUGCCGGAGAAGCUAUACGCAUUGGAUAAUGUUGUUCUUUCUCCACACCGUGCUGUUAUAACCCCAGAAUCGUUUGAAGCAGCGGUGAAACUUGUCCUUGCCAACUUGAAAGCAUUCUUUUCAAAUGAACCUCUGCUGUCACCUGUACAAAAUUGAUGACCAUACCGUCAGUCAAUCGAUACAGCUUUACAGAACCAACUUGAGGGAAUUUCCCGUCAAUCUAUUAGAUGGGAUUUAUGGAUGAACAUUAGAAAAAGACUAUUCAAGUUUCAUAUUCUAUGUAAGGAAUGGGUACAAUAUAUGGACCCAGAAAGAAUUUCUGUCAUGUUUGUUUC